Molecule: messenger RNA, 1884 nt
Organism: Adineta ricciae
Lineage: Eukaryota; Metazoa; Rotifera; Eurotatoria; Adinetida; Adinetidae
Source: the annotation of a GenBank genome assembly
AUGGCAAGGUAUUCGGAAACAUAUCCAAGAGUUAUUUUUAUGUUUGAUUAUACAUUAGAUGAAGCAAUAUUACUUUAUCGUAAAUUAUUUUAUUCAAUAUUUGAAAAAAUACCUUCACAAUGUGAUACAAAUAAAUUAUUAGAUCAAAUUGAUGGAUCAACUUCAAAAUUCUUAGAUGUUAUUGUUGAUUAUGGUAGUGCAUUUGAAACUGAACAUUUAAAUUUAAUCAGAUGUGCUUUUCCACAUUCUAUGAUCUAUUCAAUUGAUACUUUAUAUGAAGAUCUUGAUUUAUUAAUCUAUAAAUUAGAUAAUAAUGAAAGAAAAUGGUGUAUUAUACCUGUAUUUAGUUCUACAAAUGAAUCUGAUCGAUUACAAUUAAUUGAAUUAUUACAUCAAGAAAUUGAACAAUUAUUAUCAUUUUGGUAUGGAAUGAAUGUAUCAAAAUUUGAAUUUGAUCAUAAAAUAAAUCAAUUACAAACUUAUGAUCCAUAUACAGAAAUAGUUGAUUUAGGAAAGAUUCAUUUUAUUGAUACAAUUGAUAAAUGUGAAAUAAAACCAUGUUCUUUAUUUAUGGCAUAUAAUACUCAUCAUGCAAAUCCAAAUGUUGAUUCAUUAAUAUUAAAUGGUCUAAUACAACGUAAUUAUACAACGAUUGAUAUAGUUUAUUGUCGAUCAUGUAACUAUUCAUAUGUUCAAAAAAAACCUCAAUUAAGUAAUAAUCGAAACUGGGAUAAUGUAUAUUCUCAAUUAGCUCAUUUAAAAUCAAUCAUCGGUGAAAGACCAAAAUUAGUAUUAUCAUUACCAGAAACAAAUAAACUUCGUUGGCUUACUAAUGAUAUGAUUGCACAAUUAUUAAAUGGAAAUUUACGAAGUUCUUGCACAACUAAUCAAAAUGAUCCGAUAACGAAUUAUUUCGGAUUAACUAUCCAUUUUUAUUCAUUUAUAUUCACAAGAUCAAUUUUUAAAGAUUAUAUUGAUUGUAUUUAUUUAAAUUCAUUUUUAAACAAAGAUAAUUUUACUUCAUCGAUGAUUCAACAAUGUAUUGAACAACAUAUUGGUUAUCCGUGGAAAAAAAGAAUUCUUCCCAACAAUUUUGUAAAAGAAUGUCUUUAUGAAAUCUUAGGACCUAUUACUAAUCUUCAUAUUCAUAUUGAUUCUAAUAAUGCAUUUAAAUAUUCAUUGGAAUUAAUUCAUCAAUUAAAAACUGAAAAUUCAACUGUUGAAAUAGAAAUAUCUUUUGAUGAUGAGAAAUUAACUGAAGAAAUUUAUGAACCAGUUGUUAUUUUAACAUUUGAAUGUAAUGAAAAUUAUGUUUUAUUAUAUUUAGAAUUGAAUUGUUUUAUUCAAUAUAUUUCAACAUGUCAAUCAUUAGAAGAAAUUCAGAUAAAAAUUCAAUCAUCUGUUCAAUUUUCUUUUUCAUUAAGUCAAGGACAAUCAAUUAAAUGGCAUGAAAAUCUUUCAUUUAUUUAUUCAACUGCAUAUGAAGAUAAAUAUUUUGAAGAAAUUCGUAAAAAUAUUUUAUCAAAAGGUUUGAAAGAUUUAAUUUUUAUAACUAAAAAAUUAUCUAUUCAUGAACGAAAACAACCACAAUAUCAUAAGAAUCAAGCAAUUAUAUUUUUUGAUUUUUCAACAUAUAAUUAUCAAUAUGAAAUGAUUCCAAAAGAAUAUGAUAAAUUUGAUCAAUGGAUUUGGGAUGAAGAUAAACUAAGAUUUACUGGACCAUUUAUAACUUUAUAUCCAAAUAUAUCAUCUUAUCAACUUUCAUACUAUCCUCAACAACAUCCGAGAACAAAUGUUGCAGGAAUUUAUAAUUUACUUUGUAAUAAUAUUUUAAUAAUGUAUCAAUGGCGAAGUUUCUUGUUAUGGAACAAUCUUUUCAAAUGA